Molecule: messenger RNA, 798 nt
Organism: Metarhizium brunneum ARSEF 3297
Lineage: Eukaryota; Fungi; Ascomycota; Sordariomycetes; Hypocreales; Clavicipitaceae
Source: RefSeq, a predicted model, not a curated record
AUGACGCCCACCCGCAACAGCAACAUCCAACUGUUGGCAACACUUGUCGACUUCAAGGACGAGGAGGAGGGCGAAUACCGCUUUCUGGUUGACGGGAAGCACGCCAAGUAUGUCACCGUGGACCCCGGAGUCUUGCCAAGAGAUGAUCGGACCUUUGCUCCGAUAUUGCUUCCGACGCUGCCUUCCUUCCCUCCCGGUGACUGGAACGAGGGUCACGUAUCCAAGAACCCCCUGAAUGGGGAGCUGGAGUUCUCCCGUUGUACGCGCAGCGACUUGCCUGGAGUUUCAAACACCUGGCACCACACGCGAAUCGAUCAUUUGGAGCUCAACAAGGUCAGUCGUAUACGCCAGAAUAUACACGUCGUCACACAUCCGCUUUUCGACCAAGCUCUGCUCGUCAAAUUUACCGAAUUUCCCUGGCAAAUGUCCUUCUUCGAAGCCGAAACAACGGCAUACGAAUGGAUUGAUGGCCACGACAUUGGUCCCAAGUUCCUCGGCCAUUUAACCGAAGACGGCAGGAUCAUCGGUUUCGUCUUGGAGUACUUGGAAGACACCAGGUCUGCUGAAACCGACGACCUGGCAGCCUGUCAAGCUGCUCUAGCCAGGCUACACUCUCUGGGUAUCAAGCAUGGCGACAUCAACAAGUAUAAUUUUCUUAUUCGCCAAGGGAAAGCAGUUCUUGUCGAUUUCGAGGCGGCUCGGAAGUGCAGUCAAGAAAAGGAGCUUCAAGCCGAGUACGAACGCCUAGAGCACUCCCUGAAUGAUACUUCGCGUAGAGGCGCGACGUAUAUUUUAUGA